Messenger RNA from Cucurbitaria berberidis CBS 394.84, 300 nucleotides. RefSeq lists its product as uncharacterized. The coding region runs from base 16 to 264 and encodes 82 amino acids. Lineage: Eukaryota; Fungi; Ascomycota; Dothideomycetes; Pleosporales; Cucurbitariaceae. The transcript is spliced from 2 exons. The record is from RefSeq and is a predicted model, not a curated record.
GAACGGCCCGGGGAGAUGACUGAUACGGAGAGAUUAGACAUUAUCGACUUCUGCGAUGCAGCCGGCGAAUGGGGCUCUAUUGUCCCUAUCCCAGCACGAGAGGCGGACCGAAUGAUUGCGCUAGCGGACCAGAGGCGGAUUGCUGAACUCGAGGAGAGACUGCCUUUGCGAGAUGCUAGGUCGCCGCUACAAGAUGGAAGACCACUGCGGGCACACGGUAGACAGCUGUCGCGGGACGAUAGGCAAUACUUUGAGGUAGAUUGAAAUGUCUUCUUACUUCUCUUGGCACAUGCUCACAAG